This is a messenger RNA of Oldenlandia corymbosa var. corymbosa, 1710 nucleotides long. NCBI's taxonomy places the organism in Eukaryota, Viridiplantae, Streptophyta, Magnoliopsida, Gentianales, Rubiaceae. The record is from the annotation of a GenBank genome assembly.
AUGGUGGCUCAAAUACAGUAUUUCUCAUCAGACACUAUCAAUGUUGCUACAGCCGAUCCAAGUGUUGAAAAACGAACAGCAAACUACAAGCCAAAUAUAUGGAAAUAUGGCCUCUUCCUACAAUCUCUCGAUUGCAAAUUCUCUGAAGAAGGGUACACAAAGAUAUCAGCCCAGAAGCUAAAUCAAGAAUUGAAAUCCUUGUUUGUCAAUGUCAAAGAUACACUGUCCAUACUAAGCCUUGUGGACAGCAUAUCAAAAUUGGGGUUGGCAAGUUAUUUUCAAGAGGAAAUCAAACAAUGCCUCAACGCCAUAUUAAUCAGCUCCCAAGAUAAUUCCACCUCAACCAUGGAAAAUGAUCUUUAUGCAACAUCACUUUGCUUUAGGCUUCUUAGGCAAUUUGGUUAUGAAGCUUCACAAGAAAUGUUUGGAGGAUUCGUGAAUGAAAACGGAAAAUUCAAGCCGAGUACUACAGCAUUCAAAAAAGAAGCACUGGUGGAGCUUUUUGAAGCCUCGAAUCUAGGUUUUGAAGGGGAUAAUAUAUUAGACGAGGCAAGAUUGUUUGCCAUGCAGUCGCUCCACAUAUAUUUUGAUGCAAAUUCCGACGAUUAUUUCAAGGAAGCAAUGGAUGGUAAGAAUGUUCUUCCUUUGCACUGGACAGCCCAAUGGUACAAUAUCAAGAAACAUAUUCGUACACACGAAACAGAAGGCAAGACAAACUCCAAGUUGUUGGAGUUGGCUAGACUUAACUUCAACAUAGUUCAAUCCACGCAUCAGAAUGAUCUCAAGGAUAUAUUAAGGUGGUGGAUGGAUCUUGGAAUAAGUGAAAAGCUGAGUUUUUCAAGGGAUAGAAUGGUGGAAAGUUUCCUAUAUGCAGGGGGAGUUGCAUAUGAGAAUGAACAUGGGAGUUUAAGAAAAUGGCUUAGCAAAUUCAUUAAGUUGGUCUUGAUAAUUGAUGAUGUUUAUGAUAUUUAUGGAUGUUUGGAGGACUUGGAAUGCUUCACCACUGCUGUAGAUAGGUGGACGUUCGAGGAAGCCAAAAACCUACCACAGUGCAUGCAAAAAAGUUUGUGGACAUUGUACGACACAACAGUGGAAAUAUCAGCUGAAAUUGAGGUGGAGAAAGGUUGGAACUCGGUGAUGCCACAUUUACAAAAAGCUUGGGGAGAAUUUUGCAAAUCCUUACUCAUGGAAGCAAAGUGGGAUCAGAAGGGUUACACACCUUCUCUUCAAGAAUAUUUGGGCAAUGCGUCCGUAUCUUCAUCCGGCCCUUUGCUUUCUCUGCUUGUGAUAUUGGGAGUAGAAAAUCCAACCUCAUCAAAAACCGUCUCCGAAAUUCUCCAUGAAAAUAAGGACCUAAUAUACUAUAUCUCCUUAAUCAUACGUUUAUGCAACGAUGAAGGAACUUCCACGGCAGAACUAGAGAGAGGAGAUGCUCCCUCGUCGAUUUUGUGUUAUAUGAGAGAAUCAAACGUGUCGGAAGAGAUUGCAAGGGAACACAUCAAAAGCAUAAUAUUAAAGAUAUGGAAGCAAAUCAAUGGCAUUUGCAUCAGCAAGAGAAUCAGUACUCCCUUUGUGAAUGAUACAAUCAGACACUACUUGGUCAACCAAGCCAGGGUAGCACAUUUCAUUUACCAACAUGGAGAUGGAUUUGGUGAACAAGACAAGAAACGAGUUCUCUCAAACUUGAUUGAACCUUUGGCGCUUAAUUAG